AUGACCGAUACAUCAAAGUGCACAUUCGUCACCUCAGAAUGCCCCGUCGAGGCAACAACAUACGGUUAUAGACCAAAUCUAGGCGCAAACUUAUUCUUCGCCAUUCUCUACGGCCUAUGCGGAUUAUACAGCCUGAUCAUCGGGAUCAAGUCACGACAAUGGACAUUCACCAUUGCCCUUGCGGGAUGCAGCUUCAUUGAAUUAGCAGGCUACAUCGGCCGAAUUUUGAUGCAAAGCAACCCAUGGACUGAGGGAGGAUUCGAUGUACAGCUUGUUUGUCUGAUUGUCGCCCCGUCAUUCAUCGCUGCGGGUAUCUACUGGUCGCUAAAGCAUAUCGUGCUCUACCUCGGACCUGAAAAGUCGCGUUUGCCGCCUCGUUUCUAUCCGCGAAUUUUCAUCGGUUGCGAUAUUGCUUCGAUCUUGAUUCAAUUCGCCGGUGGAGGUAUGGCUGUUUCUGCAAGUGCAACUAAGACAAAGAAGCUUGAUGCUGGGAAUAAUCUGAUGAUUGCUGGUAUUGCUUUCCAGGUUGCUACUAUGGGCAUUUGUGGAUUGCUUGGGAUUGACUUCGCCUUUCGUCUGUACCGACAGGGACGGUCUUCCAGAUUUGAGGAGAAGCGGUCGAAGAAAGAGGCGUUGCUGUUCAAUCUUUUCUGCGCCGGGGAGAUAUUUGCUUAUAUCACUGUCCUGAUCCGUUGCAUUUAUCGUCUUCCGGAGAUGGCUGAAGGUUGGGCCAAUAGUUUGAUGCGGAAUGAGGUCGAAUUUAUGGUCUUGGAUGGGAUGAUGGUCGCCUUAGCCGUCGUCACUCUUACAAUCUUCCAUCCUUAUUUCACCUGCCCAUUUGUUCGCAAGUAG
Penicillium atrosanguineum is the source of this 852-nucleotide messenger RNA. Its product is annotated as RTA1 domain-containing protein. The transcript has 3 exons. The record is from RefSeq and is a predicted model, not a curated record. Bases 1 to 852 code for a protein of 283 amino acids. Gene Ontology annotation, cellular component: plasma membrane; fungal-type vacuole. Lineage: Eukaryota; Fungi; Ascomycota; Eurotiomycetes; Eurotiales; Aspergillaceae.